Molecule: messenger RNA, 5955 nt
Organism: Ochlerotatus camptorhynchus
Lineage: Eukaryota; Metazoa; Arthropoda; Insecta; Diptera; Culicidae
Exons: 5
Coding region: 1180-4668 (1162 amino acids)
Molecular function (GO): zinc ion binding; protein binding
Source: RefSeq, a predicted model, not a curated record
GAACUCAAAACUCAAAGUUUUUCGCUGCAACCGCGCGAGUCAUCAUUGUCGUCGGUCGCUAGAAGUGUUAUUUUUCUAUUUGUGGAAAACCUUCAGCUUUUCAGCUGCUGUGUAGAAAUUUUAUCGGUGCUGGAGUGAUUCGGACAGAAUAUCGCGUAAAUUCCGUAUGGAAUCGGUGUUGCGCAUUGUGAGCCGUAAGCUACCGUCGCCAUUUGGCGGCGAGUGAAAAAAAAAAAAAUCUGGUGGGUUCCGGAUUUGCCAGCAGUGUGAUGAAAAUCCACAGCAACAGCAGCAGUAGCAAAAGAAAGAUGGUCGACGAAAAUUAAAACGCAUAUUUUGCUUGUGGCCCCCGUUCGGUCGCUCGUGCCGUCGUCGCGCACCGUCUUCUUUUUUCAGUCGCCGUGGAACCGUCUGGCGUUUUUUCGAGAACCUAAUAUUAUUUUCCCUGGAUUGUGGUGACUUUGAGCAAAAAAUAGGCAUGACUCAUUGGGGAGGAGUUGCUAGGGUUGAAGCGCAGCAAUAAGAUACCUGGAAAGGGAAUGAACAAUAAUGCAUAUGAAGCUGUUAUUUGUUGCUUCGGUUUCCUCCGGAUUAUGAUUUGAAGAAGAAACUAAUUUUUAAACCAAUUUCAUCAGUGAUUAAUUUGUUACUUUUGGUUGAAGGAGGUUCAAACGAGCGAUAAUAAGUGAAUCCCGGUUGUCCUUCAAAAUCAUCAGACGGCAGCUGCUGAACCCGUGGUCAUAAGGAAGAAAAAAAUUUCACUCGUGUCACUUUUCUUUUUUUUUCUCGGCCGAAAAAAAAAUCGUAUUGUGCUUCCUUCACUACCUAUCGUAUUGCGACUGCUGGUGAAGAGAGUGUGCUUGUUGAACGGAAAGUGUGUGUGUGCAUCUGCGGCCAAAGCGGCGGGAUAAGAAGAGAAGAAAAUUCAAAAUAAAGCGAAAUCAAAACACCUCCCCACUUGCUUAGCAAUCAUUUUUGUUGGCCAUCAAUUUCGUUCGAACGGAGGAGUCGUUCCGUCAGAAGAAGGCGCUAUUUCAUCAUCCUGUUUCUACGCGCGCGGAUAGAAUCCAUCUCACUCACAUCACGCCCGUGUGGUGAUUGUGUGAAAUAAUAGCUUUUUUUUCGAGCUGGGCGUGAUCAGCUGGUGAGAUUUUGACGAAGUGAACGAGGCAACGGUAGAUGUGGAAAAUGUGGAGUGCGUCGUAUGAAAUUAUCGUGGAAACCCUGACCGGGUCCGAGUUCGAGGUCACCGUUAGCGAUCGGGACACCGUGGGAUACAUCAAGUCCAAGAUCCAGAAGUAUGAAGGAAUUCCGGUCAACCAGCAGCACCUGCUGUACAACCACAAGGAGCUGAACGAUGCCACCGAGAUGAAGGACAUUCCUCUAGUCAACGGAUCCCGGUUGAAGCUGGUGCUGGGCAUGAAGGGUGGGCCGAUUUCCUCCAAACGGGUGGUCACAAUUUCCGACUACGAGAAUUGGUUCGACAUGAGCGAUGUGCUAUCAAGACAAGAUGCGGCCAACUUCAAGGCACCCGGCUUAAAGCUACUGGUCAACAAGAAGAACAUCCACCGGUUGAUGAAGGUUCGCGCCGAAAAGGCAUCCGACAGUAUCAAAGGAACGGUUUCCCGAACCAUAGGCAAUCAAAGUGGAGAAGAUGUCGAUAGCGAGGAACUGGAACGGGAAACACAGAAGGAACGCGAUGAUAAGAUUACGACUGAGAAAUUGAAUCAAAUCAAAACCAAGCUAAACAUGAAAAAGAAGAAACUGGCUAAUUCAACCCUACCGGCCCCGGAUACGGAAAUGAUCAUCAAAGAAGAGAAAACUCCCAUCGCUCGCCCUACCUAUUCGGCUGGACCGAUCGGUUCGGCGAUCUCGCACCAUCCACGUCCGCUGUCCCAAACCGCCACCAUAGCUACGGCCACCCGGGAACCAUUCUUACCGCAUAUCAACUUUCAUAAUGCCAUCACCCGACAAACGGCGACGGAGCUGGACCGUCAUUCGCAGAUCCGUGAAAAUCUCCAGCGUAAUCGUUCCUUUAAGACCAUCAGUGCUAAACACUUCAAUGUAUCCGCCCACGACAUGACGGCCCACGACUCGAGCAGGCUCGAACGUUCGCUGUCAUUUCACUCGAACGGCAUACAGAACCGCAUGGAUUCCGAUUCCACAGUAGGAAGAGGAAGCCGCAGUGCUCACAGUCAAUCCCAGCAUCAGCUUUCGUCCGCUUCGCUGCACGACAUCAUCGAACUGCUCAAGUACACACCCUCCAAGCUCCGGACCAUUUCCCACGACGCAUUGAAUAAAAUGAUAUCCAAGAAGCCACACCACCACACUUCGACUAAACUGUUGGAAAAUAGUUCAUUGAAGAAUAUUGACGAGUUCCUCCGGGACUAUGACGUUACAAUGACCAACCGUGUCAAAACGGCAACGGCCACGACGACGACGGCCGGCGACUGUUCGAAUCUGCUGGCGGCGGAAAGUGUAUUCAAUAAGGAAACGGGAUUCGCUUCGGCGGAGAUCGCCUUUGACAAAGGUUCCAACGCGGGAACGCUGGAUAAGACGUUCCGGACGCUGUACAAAUCAACUUCCGAUGACAACAGUUCGUACGAGCUGCCAAAACUCCUGAUUCGUGAGGAUUCCCCGGUGGAAUCGUUUCACAGUUCCUAUCCUCAGCUGGAAACCGUUGCGCUACGAGGUGAAUCUCCGAAGAACUUCAACUCCAUCGCCAAGCUGCAGGACACUGGUCCCUCCGGGCUGGCGGAGAAUGCGAAUGCAUUGGCUCCGGGAGGUUUGACCAAAGCAAACAGCGAAAAAAGUAAGUUAGCUUCCGGUUCCUUGCUGCAGCUGUACGAACAUCCUCCCCCACCGACGGCGGCAGCGACAACGGCCACUGCCAUCGGGAGCGGCAUAGGCGGUGGCAUUCCGUCGAACGGUGGAACCUGGGCGCCCCAUUACGGCGGUGUCGGUAGCCAUCAUCAUCACCAUUCGGAUUUGGGGAUCAACGAACUGGAGUUGAAGUUUAUCAACAAUGGACUGAUGGAUAAGGGUGCGAGUAGUAGUGGUGGUUCCGUUUUCAAGCUGCCGGCGGUGUCGAAUUUGGAAAUCAACCACUGGAAUGCCCUGUCGAAUGAUUCGGUGAAUGGUAAGGACAAGGAAGAGGAGCAGGUCUCCAAUCCACGGACUUCCAACGGAUUUAUUCACAGCGAUUUGUCGAUUUCCUCCGAUGAGGAUGAUCUGUUUAGUAUAUCCGACUUGAUCUAUAAAAAUCAAGCCAACAAAUCGAAAUCUAUCGAUUUGAAUGAAUUCCGGAAGACGUUCGGCAGCAGUCCAACGCUGUUGAACAACUUCGGAGGGACCAACACCAAUCUGGCGCCACAGUUGUCCCGGUUGGAUGCGAUUCCAUCGCAGUACCGAAGGGGAUAUACCAAUUUAAACGACGCGGGCCUUUCCAGUUCAACGUCCGAGCUGGAGUGUGUCAAUGCGACCACCAAGAAAAAGACUGGAAGCGGCGAUAACGGAGAGCUGUCACCGCUACUCAAACAUAGAAACAAUGAUCAUAUUUCCUAUGUAAGGAGUUACGAAAAUUUGAACCGUUACAAGGCUUUCUCGACAAAGAACGGGGACGCAAGCGACAUCCUCCAAUGUCAACAGGGUCCAGGGCAACUGUUGCCCGGUAUUAGCAAUUUAGAUACUAUCGCAGACUCGGAUCUGAACAGUAGUAGCGGGAGCGGAUCCAAUCUGAUCGAUGAUAGUUUCACCGAUUUCGAGUAUAGGUUCUCUAGGUUAAGUUGUUCCGGCGGGAACGGUCAUCACAGUGGAGGUUGUAGUAGUACCAAUACCAGUAGCAAUACUCAAAAUAGUAACAGUAGUAGUAGUAGUAAUCCACAUACCAGUUGCCACAAUGGUAGCAGUCAUCGAAUGCCAUCUUUGAAUGAUUUAAACCAUCGAAAUCGACUGCUACAUGGUCACCCUCCUCCGUUCAACAACACCUCGUCGCCAUAUAGCAAUAACAACAACUCCAAUCCCGCAGCAAACUACUACUUCCCGUCGGACGAAAGCCUCUUCAACAUAGACUCAUUUUUCGAUGAUUUCGUAGAAAUCGACACUAGUGAUAUUUUCGACAGCGCUGAGUACAUCAACAUCGGAGGAGGAGGAGCACGGAGUUCGAAUUCUUCUUCCUCAAAAAUGUUACCGAAAGCGAACAAUUCUAGCCUUCUACUACCCGAUAUCCUCCAGCAGGAUGAACUUCUCCUUAAAACGCAAGCCGGUUUCUCCGAAGCGGAUGAUUUGCUACGUGGCGGCAGCGGAACCCGUUCGUCGUCCAACCAACCAAUGGACAAUGGGGAUUCGACGACCCUCAAGGAUCUGCCACCACUAGUCCGGGUUCCGCCGACGUCAUCCGCGUUGGAUCAGCAGCAAUCAUCCAGUUCCGGUUCCAUCAUUCAGCACCAUCCCGCCGAGCCGCUCAAAUCGAAGAAGCUCCGGUGCGCCCAGUGCAACCGCAAACUGGGUGUCAUCAUGAUCAUGAAGUGUCACUGUGAGAAGAUUUUCUGUGCCCAGCAUCGGUACGCCGAAGCGCACAACUGUUCGUACGAUUUCAAGCUCGAGGGCAAGAAAAUCCUCGAACGCGAAAAUCCACUGAUAGUGGCACAAAAGUUGCCCAAAAUCUAAACAAAAAAAAAACACGUACAUUGAUGAGUUAGCUUUUGUUCGAAAACGGCAAGUAACGGUAAUUAGCGAUGCAUGUUGGAAACGCUUAGCUCCGUUACAUGUCGUAUUCAAUUUGUUAUUGAGUUUUUCGUUAGAGAGAAAGUUUGAAGCUUUUGGUUGUAGUUUAAUUUUUGCAAGUUCCCUAGGAUCAGACUUGGGUCAAGUUCGAAAUUCUUGACGUAGCAAAAGCAACACUAUGCAAAAGUCUUGUUAUAAUUUAUUUUAGGCAUAAAACUGCAUUCGAUUAACUAUGAGCGUAGCGGAAAUAUUACGUUCGAUGCAUUGUAGUACAUUUAUUUCCAUUAGAAAUACUUUACGCUGAAUAUGCUGUAAUGUGUGGCAAAUAAAACUAGGUAUUAGUAAAAUUAUGGGAUUGUCUUGUGUUUGAUACUUUAAUACUAGAGGGUCUGAAUUUUACAGUAAAACCAUACAUUACAUUGUUGCAAGCACAGUUCACUUUGCUAGGAAUGAUUUUGCCUUAUAUCACUAGUGCUAUCAAUCGUUUUUUUCUUGGUGAAAUUCAUCUGAAUAAUAAGUUCGUAGGAAAAUAACUUCAUAAAAUCUAAAAAAAAAAAGACAUGCAUAGAGGGGGAGGGGGGAAGAUUUAAAACAUUAAAAGCAUAUUUAGCUAGAUAUCCUAUCUAUUUCGAAUUCUAUAGAAGAUAUAUUCAAUGUUUAAAACAAUUUAAAAGUUCGAAAAAUCAAAUCGGAAAAACUAACCCGAGCAAAAAGAAAUUAGAUAUCAUAUUGCUCAUCGGUCCACGAUACGAAAUAAAGCAAACCAAAGCAUGAUUUUCAAAAUCAAAACAAACUGAACGGAUACAGAAAAUGUGAACUAGUAGUAUGACCACACACAGACACACACACACACACACACACUGAAAGCAAAGGCGAAUCAAAGAACCUUUGUUGACAUUGCAGAAACAAAAAUCAGUCAGUAAAACAAAGAAGGAGAAGAAGAUUAUAUUUUGUCUACAUUACAUGAUUACAUGCUAAUAACUUAUUUUUGUUCAUUAUUUUUACUGGUGGAUUUUCGAGUAGUUUCCUAUUACUGAUAAUAACCAAUAGACGGUACGCUAGCAUAACUAUUGUAAUGGAAGGCGCAUAAUGUAAACUGGAAUAUCGAUAGUAAUCCUAUUACACAACAACUACCAUUUAAUCAACUAUGUAACUGGUAAAAAUGCAAAACAAACAAACAAAAAAAAACUACUAGUAUCGCAUAAUGUACGCGUCAGUUCAGAGCUAAAA